CAUUCUUGUUCUUAUGCACUGCAGCCUAAGAGAGCUUGGGAGAGAGAGAAGAGAGAGAUCUGGAGAGGGGGGAGGAUUGGAUUUUUAGGGUGUAGCAGUUGUUGUUAGACUAGUACUAGCCGAUUGCGGAUUAGAAAUGGCGUCGAGAGCAGUUGUUCCACAACAAGGCAGAGGCGAGGCAGUGGUAGGAGUCGGAGGAGGGGCAGCUAAGGCGGUAAGUAAGAAGAAUGGUGCGGGGGAUGGGAGAAAUCGUAAGGCACUAGGAGAUAUUGGGAAUCUGGUAACUGUUCGAGGAGUUGAUACUAAGCCUAAUCCUAAUCGCCCCAUCACAAGGAGUUUCUGUGCGCAACUGCUUGCUAAUGCACAAGCUGCAGCCGCUGCUGAGAACAACAAGAAACAAGUCUGUGUUAAAGUGGAUGGAGCUCCUCCCGUUCUUGAAGCAGUGGCGGCGGCUAAAAGAAAUGGGGUGGUACCAAAGGCAGCGGUUCAGAAAAAGGCUACUGUGAAGCCCAAGAAGCCCCAAGAAGUUAUCGAGAUAAACUCGGAUACAGAUGAAGACGACGUCGUCAACAAGCAAGAGAAGCCUGUUGUAAACAGAAAGAAGGAUGGAGAAGGGCCUUCCAAGAAGAAGGCACCAACUCUUACUUCAGUCCUUACGGUUAGAAGCAAGGCUGCUUGCGGUUUGGCUAACAAACAUCCCAAGAAGGAGCAGAUUGUUGAUAUUGAUGCAGCAGAUGCUGGCAACGAGUUGGCUGCCGUUGAAUACAUUGAAGAUAUGUACAAGUAUUUCAAGUCAGUUGAGAAUGAGAACCGCCCUCAUAAUUAUAUGGACUCCCAGCCUGAGAUUAAUGAACAAAUGAGAGCUAUUUUGGUGGAUUGGUUGAUAGAUGUCCAUAGGAAAUUUGAACUUUCCCCUGAAACUUUUUACCUCACCGUCAAUAUUAUUGAUCGGUUCCUUGCGGUGAAGACUGUGCCAAGAAGAGAAUUGCAGUUGGUGGGCAUCAGUGCCAUGCUAACGGCCUCAAAAUAUGAAGAAAUUUGGGCUCCUGAGGUGAACGACUUUGUAUGCCUUUCAGACAGAGCUUACACUCACCAACAGAUUCUAGUGAUGGAGAAAACUAUACUGGGGAAGUUGGAAUGGACUCUGACUGUUCCUACCCCUUAUGUAUUUCUCGUUCGUUUCAUCAAGGCAUCAACUCCGGAGGACCAACAAGUGAAAAAUAUGGUCUUCUUUCUGGCAGAAUUGGGCAUGAUGCAUUACGCAACCAUUAUGUAUUGCCCUUCAAUGAUUGCUGCCUCGGCAGUCUACGCGGCUCGAUGCACCCUAAACAAGACUCCUACUUGGAAUGACACACUCAAGCUUCAUACUGGUUUUUCCGAAUCACAGCUAAUAGAUUGUGGAAAACUACUUGUAAGCUUGCAUUCAAAUGCUGCGAGGAGUAAGCUUCAGGGAGUUUUCAGGAAGUACUCUGUUUCAGAGCGAGGAGCUGUGGCGCUGCUUCCACCGGCAAAAACUCUCUUGCCCCAUGUUUAGUUUAAGUUUUGUUUUGUUUGAUGACAUUGCAAAUUGAAAUAUUGUUCACAUUUCUCAUGAUCACGUUUCUA
Ziziphus jujuba (common jujube) is the source of this 1605-nucleotide messenger RNA. RefSeq names its product G2/mitotic-specific cyclin S13-7. Gene Ontology annotation, molecular function: cyclin-dependent protein serine/threonine kinase regulator activity. Gene Ontology annotation, cellular component: nucleus; centrosome; cyclin-dependent protein kinase holoenzyme complex. The coding region runs from base 137 to 1534 and encodes 465 amino acids. The record is from RefSeq and is a predicted model, not a curated record. Lineage: Eukaryota; Viridiplantae; Streptophyta; Magnoliopsida; Rosales; Rhamnaceae. Gene Ontology annotation, biological process: regulation of cyclin-dependent protein serine/threonine kinase activity; mitotic cell cycle phase transition. The transcript is spliced from 9 exons.